AUGUACAAAUCACUGGCAAGUCACAAACGGAUACUCACGCGGUAUACUAACCAAUUGCAAAAAGCUCUAACCCGAUUCAAAGACGCGCAGUUAGAAGAAAUCAGUGUUCAAAACCUGCAAGAUGAGAUAACGCCCACCGUUAUUCAAACAAGCCUACAGCAGUUAGAGGAAGCAGUGGCAGCGUUAGAAAACAUGACCACAAAGAUUCAACACGCACUAGAUGAACUCGCUACCAUGUUCGAAAAGUCACACCCAACGUCACCGAAUAUUGAAGAAGAGUUCGCACAGUACUCAACUACUGCUGAAGAAGCCAUUGGCAAUACUUUCGAAUACCUUGUACUCCUUCGCUGA
Molecule: messenger RNA, 351 nt
Organism: Angiostrongylus costaricensis
Lineage: Eukaryota; Metazoa; Nematoda; Chromadorea; Rhabditida; Metastrongylidae
Source: the annotation of a GenBank genome assembly